CAUGGGUACGACUUUAAGACUUAACAUACACAAGAUUAACAAAUACCAAACACAAUACUAAACACAAAAGAAAAAAAACAAUCCAACUGACACACCUACAUAAUUUGAUUGAGUGAAAAGUAAAAAAAAAUCACCAAAACCGAACAUGAAUGCACGAUCGCAAGUGUUUGAAUUGGCAAUGGAAGGUCACCAAGUCGAUGAGGCGCUGGCUUCGAUUUUCCACACGAUUUUGUUCCAUCGAAGCCUCGGCAAGUUUGUAUAUAAUGGCGAAACCACUUAUUCCGUUGGUUCAGUUGGAUUUACUGAUGUAGAUUGCAAUUUCUUUGACAUGACUUAUGUGUGCUGCACAUCCGAACAGCUCGAUCACACGCUCAAACGUGAAAUUCGAGCAUUUAGCGAACAAUUGCGUAGCAAUGACAGCCUCGGCACCGGCCAAAUAACGCUUGAAUUUUUUGAAAAGAAAAAACGAUGGGUACGAACACCGGAAUCGGUGCCAUGGGAAAUUUGGACCGUUCAUUUUGAAUUGCUACAUCUAACCGAUCCCGACGAACGGAUGUUCCAACGUGAACGCGUCAGUGAGGUAUUGACCGAAAAAAUUCUCUAUAUCACCGAUGUGAUGAACAAGCAAGAUUAUCUGCCGAAAAUGCCUAGCCAAUCGGAUAUUGAUUUUGUGUUUGACACAUCAUAUGCCGACGUGCAACCAUACUUAUUCAAAUGUAAAUACAACACAGCCGGACCAAGUGAAUCGUCCGUUGGCCACUCAAUGAAAAAAUUCAUCAAAGAAACCCUCUCACUUUGACUAUUAGCAAUUCGAAUUGUGCUACAAUCCUUCCUCAUGUUUUAGACUCACACACACACAACUAAUUUUUCGUUUUUUCUCUUUUUUUUGAAAAUUAAAUCAUCAUUAUUGUCGUCAACUGUGAACUUUUUUCAAAUUUUAUCGAGCAUCAUUAUUAUACUCGAUUUUUUUUUUAAUUUUUAAAAUCAAUUGACUCUUUUCAAAACUAAUUGGAACCCACUAUUUCGUUUUGAUAAACUGCAUAAAUUUAUGUUCUCAUAUCGAUUAGAUUUGGUAUUUGUAAGUGAUAAAAAAACAGCAGAAAAAAAAAUCAUACAAAAAAUAUCAGAUGUUCUCCGUAGAAAUUAGAUUAAUGCAAUUGAAAAGGAACAUAAUGUGCAGAAAGAGAAAAGAACGAGUUUGUUCUGCGGGCAUCUCGCAUGAUUCGUUCAACUUGUUCACUUCAUGCAAUCCAAUCAAAUCAAAGCCAAAUUCCAAAGACAUUUUUGGCGGCCUGAUUAAAAAAAAAUCUACCCACAAAAUUAGCGCUUAGACAUGAACAGAUAAACAAACCUUUAAGUAGAUUUACUUCGAUUUAAUGUGAUUUAAAAAAUGCAGAAAAAAAACAACAAAAAACAGAUGCAAACAAAAAUUGUCUAGAGUUAUGAACUAAUUGUGAAAUAUUCGUGUAAAUUGCUGUUCAUAAUGCGGAUUUAAAAAAUAAUGUAUUAAUUUUAGAAACAAAUUGGAAAGAAAUUACCAGCUGGCAUAAUAGCCGUAUCGAAUUGAAAGUUGAACUUUUGAGGCAGAGACAAAGCGAAAAAGAGUGAGAUUAUAUGGGGAGAAAAGUGAAAUACGAGAUCAGGCCAUUCGUCGCCAGGAACUUGAAUUUGAGCGAAAAUUACUUGAAUCGUUAUGAAAAUUGUGUUAUAGUUUAUUUUUUAUUUACAUUCUUCAGUUGAACUCGAUUCGUUGGUGAAAGAGUGUUUCGAGUCGAAAACUUUCGGCGAAUUGGCGGCUGAAGAUGCUCUAUUGCAAUUGUGUUUACUAAUUUAUGUGUUAAAGCUGGUGAUAGAAAGAAAGCAAGCAAUUUUCAAUUUUAUCGAGUUUCCAUCAAUUUGUUGCAUAUUAAACACCUUUUUCAUUUUGUCAUACUGAACAUAUUUGGUUUCUUCGACUGACGAAAUGUUGAAGACGAAAUUUUGAAGUCGAAAAGAAAAAAAGGGGAAGAAAGAAAGAGAAAAAUAAGAACAAUUGAUCGAACAUACGAUCGUAUACAAAUUAUUAGAACAUUUUGUGAUCUGAAUAAAAACGAGCUUUGAAAUGAACCAUAUGCGAUUUCAGAAAAAGAAGAAGAAGAAGUUCAUCUUUCAAUUUGAUAUGGUUAUUAGUCAGAAACACUUGAACAACUUGCUAUUGAUGAAAGUGAUCUGGGUAAAAAAAAAACGAAGCAAAAUAGAUGUGACACAAGAAAAAGAUAAAAACAAAUGAAAAAAAAACACACAAUAUUACAGUAAUAUAAAUAACAACAACAGCAAAACAUAGUACCAUAAACAUAGGUUUAAUUUAUGCAACAGACAUAAGAACAGAAGAAUAUAACCGCAACAAUAACGAAUUGUACAAGAAAACGAUGAUGCAAAACAAGUGAAUAAACAAACAAAAAAUGUUUUAUAUUUAUUUUAAUGAAGUAAUCGAGAAAUGAUUCAAAAUGAAUUAAAAUUUUCUAUUUAACAAAAAUCAAAUGA
Molecule: messenger RNA, 2523 nt
Organism: Sitodiplosis mosellana (orange wheat blossom midge)
Lineage: Eukaryota; Metazoa; Arthropoda; Insecta; Diptera; Cecidomyiidae
Gene: Atg101
Product: autophagy-related protein 101
Exons: 1
Coding region: 146-799 (217 amino acids)
Biological process (GO): autophagy; autophagosome assembly
Cellular component (GO): phagophore assembly site
Source: RefSeq, a predicted model, not a curated record